AUGGCACGGGCUAGGGAAGAAGCAGGGGAUGGCCAGCUGGUAUCUGGUCGGGAGACAUCAUCACAUACCAUCCGAGUGUCUGUCAAGACCCCACAGGACUAUCAGGAUUUUUUGCUGGCAGAAAAUAGCAGUGUUUGCCACUUUAAGAAGCAGAUUGCCAAACGCUUACACUGUGACCCUGACCGACUGGUUCUCAUCUUCACUGGAAAGAUCCUCCGUGAUCAAGACAUCCUGAGCCAGCGUGGCAUCCUGGAUGGCUCUACAGUUCACCUGGUGGUGAGGUCUCGUUUGAAAGGGCCAUCCUGUCCGGGAACACUGCCAGGCCCUACAGCCCACUGCGCCCAUCGUUCUGAACCACCAGCCUCUGAGAGUGCGGGGAUUCCAACAAGGCUGGGCCGGCUGGCCCGGAACUUCCCCGAUCUAGCUGAUGUCUUCUGCCAGCUGGCUCCUUUGCUGAUGAUGGCACCAGAGUCUUUGGUGCAGUUCUUGGAAGACCCUUUAAUUCAAGGCCUGGCAGGUGAGAAACUGGCCAAUGGCAGCCACGUUCCUGAACCUUCAAGACCUGUGCAGAAACGUGACCCAGCUCUCAAGACUCUGGAAACCUUUCAGAAGCCAGUCAGACAACACGAGCUACUGCAGGAAGAAAAGCAGAGCCUGGACUCUUUAAAGGCAGUGCCAGGUGGUGAUAAUGCUAUGCACCCAAUCUGCUCUGACAUCCAGCAGCUCAUGUUCUCCCCUCUGGCCCUAUUGGUUGCCUCCAAAGGCUACGUUUCAGGUUCUGAAUCUUACAGAGGAGAAGCCAAUGGUCAAAGCAAUUCGGAUACUACCACCACCACCACCACCACCUUUGCACCUACCAAGCCAUUGGUACAAGAGGUCAGUACAGGAGGAGGUGCCCAUGUCAGGGGCAUAGCCCCAAAUCAGGUCAGUUCGGGGUGCAAAAUUGGUAUGCCAGACUUACACCCGGGGCAAGAUUUUCCCUCCCAGGACAGCCAGCAACCCAUAGAGAAAGCCAGUCAGCAGAAACUCUCACCCUCUGUUCUGCGCCGAGCCUUGCACGUCCUGCAGCGGAAUCCAUCUCUGUUACACCAGCUGGCCACCGGCAGCCCCCUGCUAUGUCAUAUUCCGCUUCUUCCUAUUCUCACCAACCCACGAGCACUGCAGGCAUUGAUACAGAUAGAGCAAGGCCUACAGAUACUGUCCAAGGAGGUACCGGGACUGGGACCAUUCUUCCGAGACCCAGCUAGACCACGUGUGGCUAGAGGAGUCCCAGAAACCAGGGGUAGAAGACAAGGUCAUGGAGAAGACCAUGCACAACCCACACUGGCGGUUCUCCAGCUCCUCCAUGCACUGGCCAAUGCCUGUUCCCAGUCUACCCAAUCUUCAUCCCCUCCAUCCCUCUUUACUGAAAGUCGCUACCAACAAGAACUGGAGCAGCUGAAGGCCCUGGGUUUUGCGGAUCAUGAUGCGAACCUGCAGGCCCUCAUCGCCACAGAUGGAGACAUCCAUGCUGCCAUAGACAGGCUUCUAAGGGUGCCACUGGUUUAG
Dipodomys ordii (Ord's kangaroo rat) is the source of this 1548-nucleotide messenger RNA. RefSeq names its product ubiquilin 3 (gene Ubqln3). Bases 1 to 1548 code for a protein of 515 amino acids. The transcript has a single exon. The record is from RefSeq and is a predicted model, not a curated record. NCBI's taxonomy places the organism in Eukaryota, Metazoa, Chordata, Mammalia, Rodentia, Heteromyidae. Gene Ontology annotation, molecular function: polyubiquitin modification-dependent protein binding. Gene Ontology annotation, cellular component: cytosol. Gene Ontology annotation, biological process: ubiquitin-dependent protein catabolic process.